Molecule: messenger RNA, 776 nt
Organism: Nematolebias whitei (Rio pearlfish)
Lineage: Eukaryota; Metazoa; Chordata; Actinopteri; Cyprinodontiformes; Rivulidae
Gene: cideb
Product: cell death inducing DFFA like effector b
Exons: 5
Coding region: 40-708 (222 amino acids)
Biological process (GO): apoptotic process; regulation of apoptotic process
Source: RefSeq, a predicted model, not a curated record
CGAAACAAGGCUGUGAGAAGAGGAGACAUACUGGCGAGGAUGGCCUCCACAUCUUUAUUUCUCAAAUCUGUGACCAAGAGAGUUUGGUCUCCACCUCAGAGGCCUUUCAGAGUCUGCUGUCACAAAAGAGAGACCAGAAAAGGGAUCACAGCAGGGACCCUGGAGGAGCUGAAGGAGAGGGUCUGCCAGGCGCUGCUGCUCACUCUUUCUGCCGUAUCACUGAGUCUGGUUUGUGAGGAGGACGGUACCGAGGUGGAUUCUGAUGAGUUCCUCAUGACUUUACCAGACAACGUCAUGCUAAUGGCUCUGGAGCCUGGACAGAUGUGGAAACCACAAGCUAAACAUCUCUCUGGAUUUGUUUCUGAUGUCUUUCAUCAAAUCCAGGGUUCAGUUGUGCUCAAAAACCACAAGCCUCGCACCGGCAGAGACAUAGCUCGAGUCACUUUUGACCUUUACAAGUUGAAUCCCAGAGACCUGUUUGGUUCCCUGAGUGUGAAGGCCACCUAUCAAGGCCUGUACUCUGUGAGUGCUGACUUUCAGUGUCUGGGGCCCAAGAAAGUCUUCAGAGAAAUCUUGCGCCUGACCUCCACCCUCCUUCAGGCUGCGGGACACCUCCUUCUCACGUCUGCCUCGUUGAUCCGUCGUGUUAUCGAAGGUGCCGAGUUCUGGCAGCCACAGAGGGCCGAGUACACAGCCAGCUGGAACUAAAUAGACCCCACUGGAUAGAAGAGCUGUUUGAGAUUUUAAACAUACAUUCUUAUCAUUAAGCAUCUUAU